Phycomyces blakesleeanus NRRL 1555(-) is the source of this 1548-nucleotide messenger RNA. RefSeq lists its product as hypothetical. The record is from RefSeq and is a predicted model, not a curated record. Bases 1 to 1548 code for a protein of 515 amino acids. Lineage: Eukaryota; Fungi; Mucoromycota; Mucoromycetes; Mucorales; Phycomycetaceae. The transcript has 10 exons.
AUGAGUGUAACUUGUGGUGGUACUAGACUGGUUUUCAAACCUGUUUGCCUCUGGUAUUUGCCGUUUGUAUACAUUCGAGGGUGGGCUCUUGUUGACUUCCUCUCAGGUCUGAGGCCGAGAUCUGUGAGUGGUGGUUUCUGUACGAGUAGGGCUUCCGGAGUCCUUGAUUCUGGGUCGUUUUUGGGCCACGGUGGUCCUGUUGGAUUGUCUGGUCUGGUUGCUAGCCUGUUCUGUACCUGGGUUCUGGGUCUUUGUAGCUUGAGUUUUGUGCUUAAGCCAGGGAGAAUGAAUACUGUGGGGCACGGUGUUCAUUAUGUAGUUAUGUCUGGCCGAAUGGGUUUUGCUUCCUUGCCGGGUUCUUUCUUGGGGUCCUUGGAAGGCUAUCGUCAGUCCCCUCCUUUUUUUUCUGGUGAAUACCUGAAGAUUCACUGUAUCAAAGCAAAGUUGAACAUAGACAUGAACAUGAACAUGAACAUGAACAUGAACAUGAACAUGAACAUGAACAUGAAAAAAAGGAUAUCAAGCAUUCAAGCAUCUAAACUUUCAAGCACAACAAGCUUAACAUCAAGACUGCAAAAAGGUAUUUGGGAUGUCCGGGUUUAUAUUAUGGACCGAGAACACCAGCAGGAACAAGUAGAGGCCGGCCGCCCUGUGACAGGGCUCGCAAUACUACAACCCUUUAGAGGAUACCAUAGAGAGCUUGUGAGCGUUGAACUUUACCAAAAGGGUUCUUGGUGUGGUAAGCCAAGAUCUGGUAGCUCCUCUGCCAUUCGGUGGUCAAACCCUUUUGUGAUUGACCCCAUCGCUGCAAUUUGGCACAUUGUUUCUGUUGGAAGCUUGGCUGUUUACUGUCGGUGGUCUCGUAUACCUCCUGCUGGUGGUCAAGGUUCAUUCCGCCCGGUCAUCGAAGAACAUUUUGCAGUCCUGAGCCCGUCUCUUCAGAUGAUGUUACCUAUUCCAAGACAAGUUCCUUUACUUAAAAAACAAAUUCUAUCAAUUAAGCCAUAUUUGGCCUUAGCAACUCAAAUAAUAAGGCAAAUUCCGAAGCCUGAAUCCUAUGCAACAAUGACAGCAGUAAGAACCAAAAAAAAGAUUAUAUUCACAAUUAUCUCUCUAUCUCAAGUAGAAACUCAUAGUCUAGCAGAAUCCCUGAAAUGGUCAAGCCACGGUUUGCUUAUAUGUCCAAGUCCAAUUCCAAGUCUUGUCCAAGCCCAAGUCAAAGUCCAAAUGUCCAAAAACUGUCAAAGUACUGUUCUAAUACAUACAAAAGUAGAGGCGAAUUUCUAUCAAAGUCCAAAAUCUGGGCUGUACCUCCAAGUCUCAAGGCCAAGUCGAUUUCCAAGAAGGGGUCCAAUGCAAAAUUCCAAAAGCAAGUUCCAAAAGAAAAACAAAAAACAAAAAACCAAAUCCGAGGCCUAUACUAAGUCCUGUAAAAAAAACGGGCAUAUACUAAGUCCUCCUUUCCAAAAGGAUCAAAAGAAAUCCGAACUUGAGGCAUACACUAAGUCCUCCACUCCAAAAGGAUCAAAUCCAAAACCCGAGGCGUAG